Molecule: messenger RNA, 1347 nt
Organism: Fibroporia radiculosa
Lineage: Eukaryota; Fungi; Basidiomycota; Agaricomycetes; Polyporales; Fibroporiaceae
Exons: 16
Coding region: 1-1347 (448 amino acids)
Biological process (GO): transport
Molecular function (GO): transporter activity
Source: RefSeq, a predicted model, not a curated record
AUGGUCAAUUCCACUUUGUGUCCCUCGGACAACACGGCAGCGGUAGAGCAAGACAGUUUCUGGAGCACCUCGGGGGUGGACUGGGAUGAUCACCGGAUAGGAUGGCUCAUAGCUGGAUGUUGUGCGGUCGUGACCGUCGUAUUCACUAUCUUUAACGUGCUACAACACUGUCUACAUUAUACCAAUCGUUCGGAACAACGCCAGAUAUUGCGAAUAUUGUACAUGCCCGCCGUGUAUGCCGUCAUUUCUUUUGUUUCCUACAGAUUUUUUCGGAGUUAUACCUACUAUUCUCUCAUCGAAUCGGCAUAUGAGUCCGUCACUCUCAGCGCCUUCCUCCUUCUGCUUAUUGAGUUUGUUGCCGCGACUGCAUUAGAUCACAACAUUGACAACGCGAUUGCGCGAAAAGACAAGACCAAGUUGCCCAUACCGUUUUGUUUCUGGAGAUACAGACCAACAAAAGCAUACUUCAUGUAUACCCUCAAGUGGUCCGUCCUCCAGUACGUGAUCAUCAGACCAGUAUUGUCUAUUGUCGGUAUCAUUUGCCAAGCCUAUGGCGUCCUCUGCGAGUCAGGCCCACUAAGUUUUAAGACCGCCAAUGCGUACAUUGAACUGUAUAACACAUACGUUGGCAGGAUUGCGCUUUAUGGGCUUAUCUUAUUCUAUGGCUUGACGCGGGAAGAGCUCAAGGGUCGACGUCCACUUGCAAAAUUCCUGUCGAUCAAGCUCAUUGUCAUGUUCACGUUCUACCAAGGCCUCAUAUUUGAUGCUUUGGAAGGUCGUGUAAUCCACGCGACGCAAUAUUGGACUGAAACCAAUAUUGCGGAUGGUCUCAACGCAUUGGCAACAACAAUAGAGAUGGUAUUUUUUUCUGCGUUCAUGAUCUUUGCAUUCUCCGCCGCAGAGUACAAAGUUCCUGGCGUCCGGACUGGUAUUGGGCGGCCACUAAUAGACAGCAUCAACUACAGUGAUUUUGCGGUCGAGAUAGCGGGCUCGCUCAAGUUCUUUGUCGCCUAUGCUCUCCGCCGGCCAUAUACGCGUGGUACCCGAAAGACGAUCACGGAUCGCGAUGGCAAGACGCGCCCGAAGAUGGAUUUUGGCGAGGCAUUCGGCGUCGCCGCUGCUGGCGGGUCGUACAGCGUAUACAGCGCCGAGAAUGAUCCAGUCGGCGGCCUGCGCCCGCGCAUGAGUUAUGACGAGAACAUCCGCCUCGCGCCAUAUACAUAUGCCAGCCCGCCCGCAGCCAUGGACACGCGCGUUACUGCAGGGAGCCCAGGCUCUAGUGCGGCGUCAUUACAGGACGGCUACGCGUCCCCCGGAGCGCGGUCCCCACGACGCUCACCGCCAUAG